Mytilus trossulus (common blue mussel) is the source of this 2253-nucleotide messenger RNA. RefSeq lists its product as uncharacterized. The record is from RefSeq and is a predicted model, not a curated record. The transcript is spliced from 5 exons. Lineage: Eukaryota; Metazoa; Mollusca; Bivalvia; Mytilida; Mytilidae. Gene Ontology annotation, cellular component: plasma membrane. Bases 189 to 1085 code for a protein of 298 amino acids.
GCACCUGGCUAUUGAAAGCGCCAUCUGGUGAGAAGGUAGAUCGAUGUCGCAUUCAUGAUAGUGUACCGCAUUAGAGAUCAGAGCUGCUUAAGCUAAGCUACACUAAUUUAGUUGUGAAAAUAAUGAAAAAUAUAUAAACUUUAUUAUAUAUAUAUAUUAAUUGAAUUGCUGGAAGACUUUUUUUAACGAUGGAAAAUAUCUUGACAAUUUUGACAUUUUUAUUUGGAUUAUUUAAACUAAGUAGUGAAUUAGUUAUAACCACGCCCUCAGUUGUUGGCAUGAAAGACUCAAAAGUAGAUUUAGCAUGUAGGUACCAGUCCACUGCCGUAUGGUACGUUAUCCAAUGGAAACGCCUGUAUCCGAACAUGGAACCAGAAACCAUAACAACAUUGAAGAACGAUGGAAAAUCGAGUACACCGAUGCCGAUAUGGGAAGGAAUAAGAGAUGAGAGUUUUCGGACACGAGUCAGAACAAGUGUAUAUGUUGACGUUACUUCUGUAGAUUUUACUAUCUCCAUUCAUGAUUUUUCUUGUAAUGAUACUGGGGUGUAUGUUUGCCAAGUAGUGGGAUCAUCCCUACUGAAUAACUCAACUAAUUUAACAAUAGCAGCAAAACCAGGGGCCCCAAGAGUGAUUGACGAUGAAGUAAUUUUAGAAGAAAACGACACCUACACUUUAGAAUGUAUAGCUACGGCAGGAAUUCCAGUGGCAGAUCUGAGAUGGUACUAUAAAAUCCCAGGAUCCAGUGACUUUGUCAGGAUAGAUACGGAAUCUGAACAGGAACUUUUAGAUAUAGACGAUUGUAGUCAAAAAGCAAUACAAAAAAUAGACGUCAUAGUUAAUCCUGAAACUGACGGAAUUAUAUAUAGAUGUCAAGUAGAAAGUGAACUGUUAGAUGACGAAGAGAGAAAUAGUUUUCAUGAUGAUGUUUUACUUAAGUUACCAAUAAAAAUCAUUCCACAACCUGAAUAUAGAAUGCCGCAAACAAAAGCACCAAUUGAACCUAGCAACAGAGCAGAUUCCAUUUCGGGAUACUUGACAUUUUGUCUAAUGGGGACCCUGGUGAUUUUAACAGCACUUUUGUGAUGAAUGUUUUCAUUCCACUUUGAAAGGAUAUUGGAACAAAAGCAAGAAUUCUGCUAGAAACAAAGGAGGAAAGGAAAAAGUCAAAAACGUAUGAAGGGAUUUAUUUAAACAUUCCUUUACACUAUCACUCAAAGUGUAUGCUGAUCUUUGAUUCGUCUUAUAGAUUUUGUAAACGAGAAACAAACAUAUGUGUUCUUUUCAUAUAUUUUUACUAUUUUUGAAAUGUUUGUUGGAGUGUGUCUAUACUUAAUGAUUUUGAUGGGUUAGGUUAUUAUUAAGUAUGUUACUGGGAGGUACGUCGGUUGAAGGGCCGUUAUUCCACAAAAUAUAGUGAGACAAUAGCCUUUAUUCAGGAGAAAUAUGUAUGUUUCUGAUGCUUCUGUUUGCAUGGAGUUAAAAGGUUACCCAAUAUCAGUUUGCAAGUCUAUGUAGGUUCCUGAAUGAAUAUUACCACAAGACAGGAGCUAAUUGGGUGCAAUACACCAUUCUCUGAAACAAUGAGAGUAACAGUAGAAGUGCUCGGACGAAUACUCUAGUCAAACGAAUUACAUCUCAAUGUAAAUAGUAUUUAUUAUAAUAGUGUAUACACUGUUUGUGUAUAAAUGUGUGUAACUUUGUUUUCUUUGAAAGCGUAUAUUUAUGUAUAUAUGUAUUUUUUGAACUUUAUAAUGCAUGCAAUAGAUUCAUUUGAAAUCAGUGACUUUCGAAAAAUUUUCGGAAGAAGAGAAUCAUAUUCAAAGAGAAUACAGAUCAUUACUGUUUAGUUCCCUUCAUGAAUGUUCAUUGUAUGAAUUAGUAUAUUAUUUCUCUUCAUCUUUGCUGAGUAAAACUAGACGAAACCUUUAAAUAAUGCAUUGGUUAAUUUCUGAUAGUGAACAUUUUCUGCAUAAUGUCAUAUGUAAGUUCAAAACUAUGCAAUUUUGAGACCACUGCAAACAUUCAUUUGACUGGAAUCACAAUGUGUCACAAGUUAUUGACAGCAAAUUGAUUCUGUUAAAGGACACAUUCUUCAUGCACAGUGUAUCACAUUUAGUAUUAUAAAUAUGCUUUUAUCACCCAUUUCACGCCUUAACAGUAUUAACUGCUUAUGAUCUCUUUAUUCUUGUGUAUAAUUGGCGGGAAAUUGUAUGUGUAAUUGUGCUGAAUAAUAAAAAAAUCAUUAAACUUA